UAGUGCUCACAUCUGCCGGGCGGGCGGGGGCGUCCAGGCCGAGCGUGCUGCUCCGCACCCCCCCCGGCUCGCGCAAGGGCGUGGAUACGUUCCUCCCCGGGACUAGGUCAGUUGCACAACGGGUUCUUGUGACCCACUGGGCGUCCUGCCUUAUGCAACCCACCUCCCUGCUCCAGCCCCACUGGCCUCCUUCCGGGAAAGAGCCAGCCCAGGGAAGGAGAGUGGGAAGGCGCCUCUCUCUUUUCGUCUGCUCCCCUCUGCCCAGGGUGGAUGCGCCCGGGCCGAUUGCCCUGCCACUGCCCGUACGUGCCACACUGCAACCGCCCUGGCAGUCAAAGCAGGGGCGCUGGCAAGGUGUUCCCUCCUCCUCCUCCUGGACCUGACACGGCUCCCACCCGCCUCCCGCCUCACAUCCCGCAACAUCCGCAGCCCAGCCGCGUCUCCGCAGCCAGCCUCCCGGAGCGGGACACGGGUGCCAGAGCUUCCCAGCGCGCCCGGCAGGCACGGAACGGACCCAGCUGAGCCUGAACCACCCGCCGGAAUCCCACAGCCCCUAGCGGAACGGCAGCUCCUCCAGGCGCCCAGAAGAUGGUCCACAGGUGCCCAAUGUACCUGCCGGUGCCCGAGGGUGCCCAUCGUGGCUCGUUGGUCGCAGCCGGAGGGCCACUCACGGCAGCAGCCUGCCUGGAUACCGGGAUUGUUAACUGCUUGGGCUGAGGAGCUAGCAAGAAUCGUCCGUUCCAGUGGCAGAGAUCUGGGGUGCGUUAUCCCCGUGGCAGAGAUCCAGGGUGCAGUGUCCCAGUGGCAGACGUCUGUGGACCCAUAUCCCGGUGGCAGAAAUCUGGGCCGUGCUAUCCCAGUGGCAGAGAUCCAGGGUGCAGUGUCCCAGUGGCAGACAUCUGUGGACCUAUAUCCCGGUGGCAGAGAUCUGGGGCAUGCUAUCCCAGUGGUAGAGAUCCAGGGUGCAGUGUCCCAGUGGCAGACAUCUGUGGACCUAUAUCCCGGUGGCAGAGAUCUGGGGCGUGUUAUCUCCGUGGCAGAGAUCUGGGGCACGUUAUCCCCGUGGCAGAGAUCCAGGGGGCAGUGUCCCCGUGGCAGACCUCUGUGGACCUAUAUCCCCGUAGCAGACAUCUGUGGACCUAUAUCCCCGUGGCAGAGAUCCAGGGUGCAGUGUCCCGGUGGCAGCCGUCUGUGGACCCAUAUCCCGGUGGCAGAGACCCACGGGUGAGUUCUUGAGCCACCUCUAAUCUCAGCAUCUCGACCCUUCCCCGGCGACUAUCCUGGGCGCUCUGAGGGCGCCGAAGGGGGGUCAGAGCCGGGGUGACCUGGGUUCUAUUUCUGGCCCUGCGAUGGAGGCUCUCAGCUCGCCUGGCCAGUGCGUGGCCGGGGGCGUCCCCCCGGAGGGCGUGAUGCAGCGGGCCCGGGCGCUGAAGGGCAAAGCCAGCGCCAGCUGCCGGCGCAAGCGGGAGUUCAUCUCGGACGAGAAGAAGGACGCCAGCUACUGGGAGAAGCGCCGGAAGAACAACGAGGCGGCCAAGCGCUCGCGGGAGAAGCGGCGCUUCAACGACCUGGUGCUGGAGAGCCGGGUGCUGGCGCUCAACGAGGAGAACCUGCGCCUCAAGACGGAGCUGCUCCAGCUCAAGCUGCGCUUCGGGCUCAUCAGCACCGCCGCCUUCGUGGAGAAGAGCCAGCAGCUGAGCGCCGCCAGCCGGGAGCGCGCUGGGGGCAGCAGCGGCUACUCCAGCGCCUCCUCCCGGGCCCAGCACUCGGAGGACUCGUCCGAGACGGAGCAGUCCGGCCGGGACGCCGCCGGCGCCAAAUACUCGCCGCGGGGCUCCCUCUCCGACAUGUCCGACGGCUCCUCCCGGGACAGCCCGCUGCCGCGCACGCCGGGGGAGGCGCAGGCCGUGAGCAGGGCCCGGGGGGAUGACGUGGCGCUGCGCCCCCCCGAUCCCCAGGCCCCGGCCUCCCGGGGCGUCAUCCUCUUCAGCGCCAACGGCUUCACCGCGGUGGAGCCGCCCCGAGCCUGGGAGGCGCCGGGGAGGGGGGACGGGGCAGAGGAGGAAGAGGAGGAGAAGGCCCUGGCGAGCUAUGCCCAGCAGACUCCCGGGGGUCGCCAUGGCGACUGUGAGGCCUAUUGCCAGCAGGGGGAACUGCAGGGCCCCCCCGAGGCAUAUGGCUGCCCACGGGCCGAGGGCUACGGCGCCCCUGCUGGCUUCCUUGGGGAGGAGGAGGGGCGGGAGGCCAGGCCGGAGCCCAUGGAGAUGGCGGUCGAGCCAAGUUCCCCCUUUGCGGGUUACUCCAGCGAGGAGAGUGGGGAGGAGCCCGGCUGGGGGUGCCCGCCCGCCCCCUACCCACCCGCCCCGGACGUCAAGCUGGCCGCCCUGCCCCACAAGCUGCGCCUCAAGUGCCGGGCCCACAGCAGCGGUGGCCAGGACCUGGGCCCUGAGCCUGGCGCCACCGGCUGCCAGCAGGAGGCGCCAGCCGACUGGGAGAGCGAGAGGCAGGAGGAGAUGGCGGCCCUGGUGCGGCAGGCGCUACUCCUCAACGGGCACCCCCCCGCUGCCGGCGCCCUGGACAGCCUCCUCUACUGCAGCCCCCCACCCCCCUCAAACAGGCCGGAGCCUGGGGACUUCGCCAGCGGGUGGAGGGGCAGUUGCCACGAUGAGGGCACCAGGCCCAUAUGAGCGUUGCCCCUGAGCGGGGCACGGACCUUGAACAGCUGCUGCCUGGGCAGGGGACGUGGACAAAGCCAACACUCCCUGGGGACCUGCCCGGCUGGGAUCCAGUGAGCAGAGAGAUCCCUGUCCUGCUGGGCCUGGGGAUCUGCCCGGCUGGGAUCUGGUGAGCAGAGAGGCCCCUGUCGUGCUGGGCCUGGGGAUCUGCCCGGCUGGGAUCCGGUGAGCAGAGAGAUCCCUGUCCUGCUGGGCCUGGGGAUCUGCCCGGCUGGGAUCCAGUGAGCAGAGAGGCCCCUGUCGUGCUGGGCCUGGGGAUCUGCCCAGCUGGGAUCCGGUGAGCAGAGAGAUCCCUGUCCUGCUGGGCCUGGGGAUCUGCCCGACUGGGAUCUGGUGAGCAUAGAGGUCCCUGUCCUGCUGGGCCUGGGGGCCUGCCCAGCUGGGAUCCAGUGAGCAGAGAGGCCCCUGUCCUGGGCCUAGGGAUCUGCCUGGCUGGGAUCCGGUGAACAGAGAUCCCUGUCCUGCUGGGCUUGGAGAUCUGCCCAGCUGGUAUCGAGUGAACAUAGAGAUCCCUAUCCUGCUGGGCCUGGGGAUCUGCCUGUCUGGGAUCUGGUGAGCAGAGAGAUCCCUGUCCUGCUGGGCCUGACGAUCUGCCCAGCUGGGUUCUGAUGAGCAACAAGAUUCCCAUCCUGCUGGCCUGGGGAUCUGUCGAGCUGGGAUCCAGUGAGCAGCAAAAUCCCUGCCCUGCUGGGCUUGGGAAUCCAGAGAGCAGCAGGUUCUGCUUGGCUGGACUUACAGAUCUGGGAGCUGUUGGACGGUUCCCACCAAGCCAACAUCUGAGCCCCACGUGCUGGGUGGGGCUGGCUUUGCGGAGAGAACCAAGCGGGGUCUCCCCACCCCCUUUGGCUUUGGAACCUCCAGGAGGGUGACAGCGGGGUGCAGCCAGGGCCAGGGCCUUCUUCAUGCCGGGACUGUCUCACCAGCAACGCCACCAGCGGGACUCGUGGGGUGGGGGUUGGGGGGAUUUUCUGA
This is a messenger RNA of Mauremys mutica (yellowpond turtle), 3707 nucleotides long. RefSeq names its product serine/threonine-protein kinase LMTK3-like. Gene Ontology annotation, biological process: regulation of DNA-templated transcription; circadian rhythm. Gene Ontology annotation, molecular function: DNA binding; DNA-binding transcription factor activity. Lineage: Eukaryota; Metazoa; Chordata; Testudines; Geoemydidae. Gene Ontology annotation, cellular component: nucleus. The transcript has 2 exons. Bases 1350 to 2687 code for a protein of 445 amino acids. The record is from RefSeq and is a predicted model, not a curated record.